CGCACUUCCGGUAUGUGUCCAUAAGGCUACGUCCGGGUGGCUGCUGCAGGUGCCAGCCAGCGAGUUCCAGCCUCUUUGCAGCAAUAGACUUAACAGCGGUGAUGGCGGGUAGACGGUCUGCUUGGAGCCGAGCGGCCCUUCUCCGGCUCCUUCUUGGCGUGAACCUAAUAGUGAUGCCACCUGCCCUGGCCCGGAGUCUGCGCUUCGUUACGUUGCUGUACCGACAUGGAGAUCGUUCACCAGUGAGAACAUAUCCUAAGGAUCCCUAUCAGGAAGAAGACUGGCCCCAGGGGUUUGGUCAGCUAACCAAGGAGGGGAUGCUUCAGCAUUGGGAGCUGGGCCAGGCUCUGCGGCAGCGCUACCAUGGCUUUCUAAACACCUCUUACCACCGGCAAGAGGUUUACGUGCGAAGCACAGACUUUGACCGCACCCUCAUGAGUGCCGAGGCCAACCUGGCUGGACUCUUCCCUCCCAACGGGAUGCAGCGCUUCAACCCAAACAUCUCGUGGCAGCCUAUCCCCGUCCACACUGUGCCUGUCGCUGAGGACAGGCUGCUGAAGUUCCCGCUGGGUCCAUGUCCUCGUUAUGAGCAGCUGCAGAAUGAGACCCGGCAGACACCAGAGUAUCAAAAUGAGAGUACGCAGAAUGCACAAUUUCUGGACAUGGUGGCUAACGAGACAGGGCUUACCGACCUGACACUGGAGACCAUCUGGAAUGUCUAUGACACACUCUUCUGUGAGCAAACACAUGGGCUGGUCCUGCCACCCUGGGCCUCACUCCAAACCAUGCAACGUCUGAGCCAACUAAAGGACUUCAGCUUCCGCUUUCUCUUCGGGAUCUACCAGCAGACGGAGAAGUCCCGGCUUCAGGGGGGAGUCCUGCUGGCUCAGAUACGGGAGAACCUGACCCUGAUGGCAACCACCUCCCAACUCCCCAAGCUGCUGGUUUACUCAACGCAUGACACCACUCUGGUCGCUCUGCAAAUGGCAUUGGAUGUCUACAAUGGGCGGCAAGCCCCCUACGCCUCCUGCCACAUAUUUGAAUUGCACCAGGAAGAUAAUGGGAAUUUCUCAGUGGAGAUGUACUUCCGUAACGAGAGUAAUAAGGCCCCCUGGCCGCUGAUCCUGCCUGGCUGCCCUCACCGCUGCCCGCUGCAGGAGUUCCUUCGCCUCACAGAGCCUGUUGUGCCCAAGGACUGGCAGCAGGAAUGCCAGCUGACAAGCAGUCCUGCAGACACAGAAGUGAUCGUGGCCUUGGCUGUAUGUGGCUCCAUCCUCUUCCUCCUCAUAGUGCUGCUUCUCACUGUCCUCUUCCGGAUGCAGGCCCAGCCUCCUGGCUACCACCACAUCGCAGACGAGGAGGACCAUGCCUGACAACCACUCAGCCCCCUUCCCUCUUCCUCCUAGGGAAGGUGGGCCGGGCCCUUGCUCCUGACUGUUGCUGCUCCCCAGCCCAUGGACAGGAGACUCUGGGUUGGGCCUCCCUCUGAUGACCCCAGCCUAGAUGAACAAGUGGAGCUGGGCUGGGCCCCUGGCACCUAUCACUCAGCAUUCAUGUGCCUGAUAUUUACCAAGUUCUCUGUUGGACAUUGUGGCUUUCUCCAAAUAGGAUUUGCCUCCUUUAUUCUCCCCAGGGGCCUGAGAAGAUGCAGACAAGUAUUCAGGUUCCACUCAGGACUUGGGACAAAAAAAACUGAAGGAGUUGGUACUUGAUCUGCCCUGCCCCUCCAUUAAGCCCUGCGCAUUCUCUGCCAACCCAGAGUCUUUGGCAGAUGGUUCAGAGGGCACAGUCUUAACCUCUCAGUACUUAUUUUAGUGGGAAAAUGACAACAUUGGGGGUGUAAACAUGGCCACUGAGGAACCGGGUCACGCAGCAGUCAGCCAGUCAAGUAUUUCUUUGUCUACCUGAAGCCAUCAUUACAGUCAGACAUAAUGCUUCAGGCAUCUCUGUCACCCCUUCAGCUUAAGCAGGUGUGAAGGCUGUUUGCACUUGGUGGGGGUGGGGGGAGGAGUUGGCAUACAGAUUCCUGAAGCUGCCAUCUCUCUAAGCCGGACUGGGGUCUCUAGGGACCUGAGGUAAGUAUAGAUUAUGAGCCUGACAGCUCCAGACUAUGGUCCAGAAUAGGCUGAAGCAGCUUCCAGAGAAUGAAAGUUUUGGACACUUAGUGCU
Molecule: messenger RNA, 2169 nt
Organism: Trichechus manatus latirostris (Florida manatee)
Lineage: Eukaryota; Metazoa; Chordata; Mammalia; Sirenia; Trichechidae
Gene: ACP2
Product: acid phosphatase 2, lysosomal
Exons: 11
Coding region: 102-1373 (423 amino acids)
Biological process (GO): dephosphorylation; lysosome organization
Cellular component (GO): lysosome
Molecular function (GO): acid phosphatase activity
Source: RefSeq, a predicted model, not a curated record